This is a messenger RNA of Diuraphis noxia (Russian wheat aphid), 1885 nucleotides long. Its product is annotated as scoloptoxin SSD14-like. Lineage: Eukaryota; Metazoa; Arthropoda; Insecta; Hemiptera; Aphididae. Gene Ontology annotation, biological process: glutathione catabolic process. The record is from RefSeq and is a predicted model, not a curated record. Gene Ontology annotation, molecular function: glutathione gamma-glutamate hydrolase. Gene Ontology annotation, cellular component: plasma membrane.
AGCAACAUGGCAGUAGAAUUUAUCUAAUGAAUAGUAAUAAUAAUAAUAAAUUAUUCGGGUAAUAAUGAAAAAUAAUUUUACUUGCGACGUCUACUACUAUAAUCACUAUCGCAGAACUUAGCUAAAUGAUUAAUAAGUAAUUGAUUGUGAAAACCACACAGUAACGGUCGUCAGGUUUUGGCUGUCCGUUUGAUUUUUGUGAUAAUUAUUAKUUUGUUUCACACUUCAUAAUCAUAAUUAUUUUUUCAUUAAAUAAUAUCAAAUGGAUAAAAAUCGCUAUGAUGCCAAUUCCGACGUAAAUAUAUCAUCCUUCGACGUAAAUGACAAGACGCCGAUAUUAGGAUCUCCGCAUGACAACCGUUCUAGAUUACUAUCAAAACGAUGUGUUAUUCUAGUUCUAGUUGGAGUGGUGCUAUUGUUCGGUGUUUCAGUUACAUCCAUAAUAUUAUACUCAAAAUACUUUGGCUUCAACACCAGAACCCCUGACCCGGAAUUCCCGUUGCCACCGUCAAGUAUGCCAAUGGGCUUGUACCAUAAUGUCGGUGUCGUAUCAAACGGUGGACCAUGUGCACAAAUCGGAGUGGAUGUGAUGUCAAAAGGUGGAAAUGCCAUAGAUGCCGCAAUAGCUACAAUUUUAUGUGACGGUGUCGUAUGUCCUCAUCAAAUGGGUGUUGGUGGAGGAUUUAUAAUGAGUUUUUACAAUGCCACAACCAAAAAAGUAAUGUCAAUCAAUGCACGUGAAACAGCUCCAGCCGCAGCGACUACGAACAUGUUUGUAAAAGAUCCAAUGAGUUCUAUAAACGGUAUGUAUUACAAAAAAUACAAAUUUGUUGAAAUCGAAGAAUCUUUUUCCGUAAAAUUGAAGAGUGGAUAUACAAUACAUGCCGGGCCACCUCCGGGUUCUGGCAUAAUAUUAGCAUUCAUUCUCCGUAUAUUGGACGGAAUUUUACCUGCACCCAAUACUGGCUUAGACGCACAUCGUUUGGUGGAAGCAUUUAAAUUUGGAUACGGCGAAAGAACCCAUUUAGGAGAUCAUAAAUUUGUAAACGUGUCUCAAAUUUACAAUAAAGUAAAGUCGGAUACUUACAUGGACAGCAUACAAAAAAAAAUAUCCGAUAAUUUCACUUCGCCAGACCCUAAAUACUAUGGUGCAGAUUUUGUUAUGCCAGACAAUCAUGGAACCGCCAACUUAGCCACAAUUGAUUCGAUGGGAAACGUUGUCGUAUGUACCAACACAAUCAACACACAUUUCGGCAGUGGUUUCAUGUCCCCUAACACAGGUAUUAUUUUUAAUAACCAAAUGAACGAUUUUUCCACCCCGGGAGUCUCCAACCAUUACGGAAUUCCAUCGUCACCGUCCAAUUUCAUAAAACCAGGAAAACGACCAAUGUCUUCUAUGUGUCCAACUAUAUUUACCGACAAAAAUGGUGAUUUUGUUCUCGCAGCAGGAGCAGCAGGGGGUUCGAAAAUCACUCUUGCUACUUCYUAUGCCUCCGCUCUAAAACUAUGGUACAAUAAAACAUUGAAAGAAGUAAUAGACAAACCUAGAAUUUAUCACCAACUUAUGCCUAUGCAAGUUCAAUACGAAUACGGAACGACUAAGGAUGUAGUGCAAAAACUUAAAGAUAUCGGUCACACAGUAGUUAGAUUGAAAGAUAAUGGUGGUUCAGGUGGUUCAGCAGCAUCAGCUAUUGCCAGGUCUUCGUCAGGAAUGAUCGAGGUUAUGCCUGAUUUUCGGCGGAAAGGCAAUUCAUCUGGAUAUUAAUACGAARAUAUUAAAUUAUCGUACCGAUCGUGAUUAUGUGUGUGCUCAAUAUUACUUGCUUAUUUAAUAUAUGUUGAUCAAAAAGUAAUUUGAAAUAUAUAGCAUUACUUAUUUUUAUAA